Messenger RNA from Lepisosteus oculatus (spotted gar), 4074 nucleotides. NCBI's taxonomy places the organism in Eukaryota, Metazoa, Chordata, Actinopteri, Semionotiformes, Lepisosteidae. The record is from RefSeq and is a predicted model, not a curated record.
CGUCUCCCCGCCGCCUUGACAACAGCGCAAACACGGGCGACCUCGUACCCCACCGGCGGUUCAACCCUGUAACGUCCUCGGAGCACUGCACUGUGGGAGAUGUAGUCCAGAAUCAGAACUCCUCGCCUUUAGCUGCGUGAAAACUCCGCCUGUCCAACUACAAUUCCCAUAACCCAUAGCCCUGGCGCUGAGUUGUCUCUCUCGCGGGUAUUGUUUUUAUAUGGCGGUAUAUUCGGAAAGUGUUUUUUCCCCAGUUCGCAUCUGCGUGAGUUCGUGCAUUCAUACAUAGUCUCCAAACGUCUGGGAUCGACGAGGUUUUGAAGUGAGACGCCGCUGAGCCCCUCAAUGGGAGCCCUCUGAGCUGAACUCUGCCUUCCCAGCGCUGCGUCCCCUCCACCAUGUCGGCCUCGGCGGGCCUGCAGCCCGAACCCAGUUUCCUGGCCCGCUGGAUGUCGUGCAGCCCCCGAGCCGGGGUGAUUCUGGACCCGCCGCCGGCCCUCCUCAGCCGCGCCGGCCGGGACGGGAGCCCGGCCGCCCCGGGCGGAGACGACUCGUUCUCCGCGCAGUUCCUGCCUCUGCCCGUGUCCAGGAGCAGCAGCUGCCUCAGCGUGGACUCGCUCGGCCCGGCCGGCCCGGAGUCCGCAGCGCCCGGCCCGGCUGCUCGGCUGGGCAGCCCGGAGGAGCUCGACACGGCGGGACAGAGGCACAGCGCUCCCUUAAUGCGACAGCUGGAACAGCUGAAGGAGUGGCAGCAGCAGAAGCAGGAGCAGCUGAAGAACCAGCAGAUGCAGCAGCUGCGCAGACUGCUGGAGGAGCAGCAGAGACUGCUGCACAUGGCCUCCGCCCAGCAGGCCCUCGCAGACGACCCGGACGCGCCUCAGGCUGUCGAGGGAGAGGAGCUCUGGGAACGACCUCUCACCCCGGAAGUGCAGCCCGACCCCCCGGGUGACUGGGAGGCUCCUCUGGAUCAGUGCACCCCAGGGCUGCAGGUGGACGGGGGCCCUGCCCUUGGCGCUCUCGGAGGGAGCCCCUGUGUCCUGCAGCGGGCUGCAGGCGCCACUUCUGACACCGAGGAAGAGGAGGACUCCGACUGCAGUCUGGGAAGAAGCUUGUGGAGUGACGAUCCGAGUGGAGAAGAGCUGUGCAGAAGCAGUGGUUAUGAAGACGAGCCCCAGUGCAGCCACCCAGCUGCGAGGGACGAAUUUGCUCCGGGUCCAGCCGGAGCAGCUUCUCCACGAGAAGGACGCCCGCUGCCUAGUGACAGGCCCAUCAAGCCUGGGAUUGGCGGCCGGAAGCAGACGUUCGAGGAGCUCCUGGAGGAGCAGAUGAGGCUGGAGGAACAGAGGCUGGGAGAAAACCGGGAGCAGGGCCGGGCUGCAGCAGAGGUAAAAGCCCAGCCGAAAAGGGCGUUCCUGAAGCGAGGAGAGGGUCUUUCUCGGUUCACUAAAGGAAAGGCCGCUCCAGUCAAAGAGACAAGUAAAACUGACGCUAAACCCCAGCCCAAGACGAGCUGCCAGAGGACAGUGGCGCCCAGAAGCAGUCAACAGCCCGUACAGCGCAAGACUGCCAUACUGAGCAAAGAAAGCAGCUCUGAGCGCCUGACAGGCCCGCCAAACAGGUCGCAGGUUGUCUCCUUGGCCAAGGGAAGCAAGGCGCAAAAUGUUCUUGGCAGUGCCGCUGGGCACAGCGCUGCUGUAGAGUCAAAACAGCUGAGUGUUUCGGGACAGGCCCAAGAAGCACUGGCCGUGAAGGUUCAAGGCAAAAAAGCAGGAGGUUCCCUGCCGGCCUGUGCCGGGCCUGGCAAGACGGCCCCGGCGAAGCAGGGGUGCUCAGAGGAGACAAAACAGUGUGUGCCACCGAAAACAUCAAUGCACAUCCCCCCUCCAGAGCAAGAGUACUCCUUUGAGCUGUCCUUCCAGAGGAAGCUGGAGAGCUGGGAGAAAGAGAAGCAGAAGGAGAACCUGGAGCUGGAUGAAUUUGAGCUCCUGGAACAGGCGGCGGAUGAAAUAUCCUUUUCCAGCAACUCCUCCUUCGUGCAGAGGGUGCUGCACCUGGACCGGCUGGACUGCAGGAGACGCAGGCUGUCCUCUACUCCGAUUAAACCUCCGAAAGCCGUGAAGACGGGUCCGGAGAGGAGCGCCCACGACCGGGCCGCGCGGAGUCCGCCUGAAACGGGGGACACCAGGACAGAGCAGGCGAGGUCGGAGUCCGUGUUGAAGGACCUGGAUAAAGGUCCCGGAGACGGAAACGGGGAAUGUGAUGAAGACAGCGAUUCGUCAUGGCAGAGCGGCUCGGCCUCGGAGGACAUGGAUGACACCCUGACGGGGGGGAGGGCCCCGCGGGUGGGGAGAGCUCGCGCCGGCGGCCACGGUUGCGACGCUCGUGUCCGGUACGACAAAACGUCUUACGAGGACGGAGCCGUGCGGCGCGGAGGCAGUCCUGCAGACAGCGGGCCUCCCCUGGCCUCAGACCUGAUGACCAGGCUGUUUCCGGCUCUGAAACCCAAACCAAAGCCCGCCCCUUCCCGGGAGGAUGAUCCCGUCAGCACGGCGCCAGGCCACAACCCCCAGUCCGCUCUGCUGAGGGAGAGGCUGGUGGAACUGGAGACGCAAAUCGAGCGUUUCAGGGCAGAGAACUCCGCGCUGGCGAUUCUCCGGCAGGAGAGGGAGGCGGCUUUGGAAAAGCUGAGGAAGGAGGUGGCGGAGUUUGAACAGAAGAAGGCCGAGGAGCUGGCUCGACUGGAGGAGCUGAAGAAGGAGGAGAUGAAGAAACUACAGAAGGAGCGCAAGGUGUUUGAGAAGUACGCGGCCGCUGCCAGAGCCAUUCCCGACAAGAAGGAGCGAGAGGAGAUGCAGGUCGGGGCCAUUCAUGUUGACUGUCUCUGCAGUAGCCGGGAGGGGCCGGAGAUCUGGACUGCUGGGCAGAUGCAAGCUUGUUGUGUGUUUGAGGAAGCAUCAAAGGGGUGGGGCUGGGAGAUAACAAUCUUCUUAAUUAUUGUUGUAGUCUUCUUAUUUAUUGUUAUUGUCAUCCUGGGCGGGGAGGCGCAGAGGGGGCCCGCGCUGACCGGCUGGGGCCUGGUGUUGUUGCAGGCGCUGCCGCGCUGCGGGGGUCGCCCCAGAGGGCGGGGAGAUGCAGCUGAAAGUAACGCGACGUGUAUUUCAUCUGUUAAGAGUCUCCAGGUUACUGCCACAAACAGCCCCCCGCCUACCAAGACAGCGAGGGAGAACAGCACUGUGGCAGAAGGUACAGUCAACAGCAUUAGGUCUGUUCCAGUCCCCACAGCUGUGUCCAGCAUAGAGGAGCAGGUGAUGUCUGAACUGAGGAAAACUGAACUGCACCCAGAGUCUCCUGUUGUCUUACCUGCUAGCACAGUACCGACUGACGAACCACAAAAAGACCUGUGUGGAGUCGAGGAAAAUGGAGAAAUUUUGGAGGAAACCAUUCAUCCAGAUGGAAAAAUAGAAAAAGUAUUAAAGAGUGGAAUCCGAGUCAUCGUCUUCCCCAACGGUACCCAGAAGGAGGUGAUGGCUGAUGGAAAGAGUGUUAAAGUCACUUUCUUUAACGGGGAUGUCAAGCAAAUACUGGCGGAUCAGAGAGUGGUGUACUAUUAUGCUGAUGCUCAGACAACGCAUACCACCUACCCCGAUGGCCUGGAGGUCUUACAGUUUCCCAAUAAUCAAAUAGAGAAGCAUUUCCCCGAUGGCAGGAAAGAAAUCACGUUUCCUGACCAGACCAUUAAGAAUUUGUAUCCUGAUGGACAGGAGGAGAGUGUGUUUCCUGAUGGAACUAUCAUUCAAGUAAAGCUAGAUGGUAGCAAAGUCAUCGAAUUCAACAACGGGCAGAGGGAAGUCCACACUGCGGAGUACAAGAGGCGGGAGUACCCGGAUGGAACUGUGAAAACUGUGUACGCCAACGGCCAGCAAGAGACCAAGUACCCUACCGGCAGAGUUCGAAUCAAGGACAAGGAUGGGAAUAUUGUUAUGGACACAAAAGUAGACUCUGAGCAGGCUCUGUUGUCUCCUCAUUCACAAUCAAUUCUUUACUCCUAAUUAGUGCCCUGUCUAAGGUCUGUGU